AUGUCAAUACGCAUAGCCCUCGAAAACCCUCCCGAGUUCUACACAAACCUGGACAUCAUCCGCGGCCAGGUCGUCCUCACUCUCAGCCGUCCAGAGCAGAUCGGAGGCAUCAUCGUCAAACUCGAGGGAGAAGCCAAGUCGGCCUUGGGAGUUCCCGCCGAUAGCUCAGGAACGGGCAUCGCUCAGAAGGAGCGCACUCCAACAGGGGAUGUUAUCUACGAGAACCACAAAAUCCUAUACAAGGUCACACAGGCCUUCCCCGACGAGAAGACCAACGCCUUGCCACAGCCCUAUGUUCUAGCCGCCGGCCAACACAGAUUCCCCUUCCAGUUCAAGUUUCCCUUCAACAAUGCUUGUGGUGAUCCCGUCGCCAUGGCCAAACUCGGAGGCCUGUCCGGUGCCGGUGGAAUAGCGUCCGGUGCUGGUUUGUUCGGUCUCGGUGGCAUUCGUGUUAUGGACGGCACCAAGCAGCUGAUGUACUCCCAUGUCACAAAGACGCUACCGCCCAGUUUCACCGGAUUCCCAGGCCAGUGCGAGAUCCGGUACUAUGUCAAAGUUACCAUCCAGAGACCGGGUAUUUUCAAGGAGAACUGGAGAAUGCAGACCGGCUUGAAGUUCCUCCCCAUUGAGCCUCCAAGGCCGCCCAAGUCGAACCACGAAGCCUAUGCCAGACGGCCCUUUACAUUCCGUCCUCGAAGCCCAAGAACAAACGCGCCUGCAAAGAAACGGUCUUCUUUCUUCAGCGGGUGGGGCGGGAGUAGCAACAUAGGGUCAUCCUCAGCCCCAACGACGGCUGAUGGGAGACUUGCAACCGAGCCCGAAGUGCCUCCGUCGAUAGAGAUGUCCGCUCGACUUCCACAUCCUGCCAUCAUCACUUGCAACCAGCCGAUUCCACUUCGUCUUAUUGCAAAGAAACUUGCGGGAUCAGACGCAGAGAUCUACCUAACGGCCAUCCAGAUCGACCUGAUUGGCCAGACCGAUGUCAGAUGUCAAGAUCUGAUCAACACAGAGACCAGUCGAUGGGUGAUUGUAUCACGACAGGGACUUAGCAUUCCCGUUUCGAGACUCGGAGACCCUGUAGGGACAGAAGUGGUCCUGCCAAACGACAUCUGGUGCAACCAGCCCUUACCAAACACCAUCAUGCCGAGCUUUGUCACAUGUAACCUGAGCCGUGAAUAUCAGCUCGAAGUCAAACUCGGCCUCUCCUGGGGCAAACCCCUCGCCUCUGGCUCCCACGCCACCGCCGCCGCCGCAGCCUCUUCCCUCUUCGGCCGCAGCAACAAGCACGAAGGCGCCGAUCUCCCCCAAGAAAUCCACCUGCCCUUGCACUUCUCUUCCCUAGAAGUCUACUCCGGCAUCGCCCCGCCCGCGGCCCUCAUCGAAGCCAUGAAGCAAGGCAAGAACAAGCGCCCUCAGUCGCAAUCCCAAAAGCCACCAACUCAACCACCACGUCCCACCACUUCCUCAUCCACCGAAGCUGGACCUUCAACGGCACCACCACAACAGCAACAACCGCCAGCGUUACCUCCACGAACCAACACCGUCACGGGAACGACAGGGGCGGCAGCUGGAGUGGCAGCUGGAGUUGUUGUGCCACCAGCAGACCCCUUAUACCCACCGCAACUGGCGCCAGGGCAGACGGAACCGCCGUAUGAUGAUGCGCCGCCGAGCUACGACGAGGCCAUGGCGGAAGUGAUGAGCGGGCCGGUGAUUCCCGAUGGAGCGCCCAGGCCGGCAUAUAGUGGAAGGACGAAUGAGAAUGAGCCGAGCACGUUGCCUGCUGGGGGAAAUGAGAAGAGUUAA
Messenger RNA from Sordaria macrospora k-hell, 1803 nucleotides. RefSeq lists its product as uncharacterized. The record is from RefSeq and is a predicted model, not a curated record. Gene Ontology annotation, molecular function: ubiquitin protein ligase binding; protein-macromolecule adaptor activity. Gene Ontology annotation, cellular component: cytoplasm; cytosol. Gene Ontology annotation, biological process: ubiquitin-dependent endocytosis. Lineage: Eukaryota; Fungi; Ascomycota; Sordariomycetes; Sordariales; Sordariaceae.